GUUUCCUGGCAACAUCAUCACGUACAGCCAUUCCAACGACGCCGAUUCUGAGAUAUGGCAUCAAGGAACAGGGGGUUGUCCUUACCUGAUGCCCUCAAUAAUCUUGCAAAGUCCUCUAGCAAAAUUCAACGCCGCGGAGGUCUCAAGCCGCACGAAGAAAAGAGAGUGCGGGAAGGUUUUACUGUGCUGCUUACAGCGCUAGAUGAGCACAGGAUGUACCAUGCUUUUCUAUCUAAAAUCAAGGACUUAUGCGAACAUCGCGGAUAUGCCAUGGUGGUCUUGUGUAUUGUUGGUCUUGGGAAACAUGCAAUCAAAAUAUUGAAGGAUCAGGUCCAGUUGGACUUGCCUUUCGAGAUUGUUAAAAGGAAGGAAGACUUGUGGAAUAGCACUUUGGAUUACAUCGGUCGAAAGUAUGUUGAUGACUUGUCCCUUGUUCAUGUAGAAAGAGCCACGGAUACUUUCCAAUCCAAGAAUUUAAAAAUUUCAACGAAUCUAUCAGUUGGCAGUGGUUCCCAUUCUCAGACUUUGGUCAUUGCACCCCAUCCUCCGUCAGGUCCACGCCACGGCUCUAUAUCGUUAGACCUCCGUGUCAGGGACCUCGUUAACUUCUUCCAAGAAAAUCAGGAAUUGGACAAGAUCGUCCAAAUGGAAUGUCCCUUAUCCGGGGACCCUUUGCCUUCUAUUAGCAUUUCCCUCGAUUGAUCUGCAGAGUCGAUGGCUAGGGUCGAAUUUUCUCAGCCCCUGGCCACAGUUUUCAUUCAAUAUGUCAUGCAGCACUAACAGCAUUGAAGAGGUCAUUCCUGUUUAACUUUAAAAAACCGGACUGUCGGGUUACCGAAGAACAUGCAUGUUUGGCCUUCUUUUACUGCAAUAAUAUCCCAGCCGUUUUCACUAGGUCCU
This is a messenger RNA of Aspergillus ibericus CBS 121593, 900 nucleotides long. RefSeq lists its product as uncharacterized. Bases 55 to 702 code for a protein of 215 amino acids. The record is from RefSeq and is a predicted model, not a curated record. The transcript has 4 exons. NCBI's taxonomy places the organism in Eukaryota, Fungi, Ascomycota, Eurotiomycetes, Eurotiales, Aspergillaceae.